GAUUCCAUUAUAUAUAUACCACCUAAGGGUUAAGAUUUUUGUCAUUGAACUCACCACAAUAGUGGUGUUGCUGUCAAAUAGCCGCCGGACAAAUCAUCUGUCAACAAGAUGUGUUUCUAGUUUCAGCAAUUUUAUUUUAAGAAGUGAAAAAUGUAAAUCAUGGAUUUAACAACUCAAGUGUAUGAAUUGGCUAAAGAUAUAAAGGAGAUGCGGGAGGAUAUAACACAAUUAAAAGGCUAUAUGGACCGGCAAAAUGAUGUUAUAAACGAGUUAAUGAAGGGACAUCAAAUGCUGAUGAAGCGUUUGGUGAAGCAAGAGGAAGAAGAUGAAGAAGAAAAGAAUAUCCAAAGACCAAUGUUUCCGCUGAUGACACAAGAAGAUUUAGACAAUGCUGAAGCUUUUAUAGGAAUAGAUGAUCGAAAGAAAGACGAAAUGGUACGUUUUCUUAAACCACUUUUAAUGCCCGUUGGUCUUAAGCAGAAAAUAGUCUAUGUACUAUCUGAACAAAUUAUUUUGGACUACAACCUCGAAGGUACACACGGUAAAAAGCGCAUGUUGCAGUAUCAGAAACUUUUAAGUGUGUUAUAUACGGCAACCGAUCGACCGGGUUGGUCGUAUAAAUUAUUCUUAGAUGAUUUGCGUAGAGGUUUUCAAUUUGGGAAGAAGAAGCAUUUUAGAAAGAAAUGUAAUGCGAAUAAACUGCUGAAAGCUUCAAGGAAUCCACUAUCCAGCGGAGCUGAGGAUGAUAAUGACACAGAUUAUUAAAGUCAAUAAUGAAUAUGUUAUAUCAAGUAAAUAAAUAAAAAUAAUAUAUAUAAGAAUAAUUUUAAGUUUGUACUAUUGUAAGUAAUAAAUUAACUUUAACAAAUUUAAACAGUAGGAAUUUUAAAUGCAAUAAUUUAUAUAUUUACAUGUAAGAUAAAAUAUGUCUUUGCCAUCUUCUAUUAUUGCAAUAAUGUGUAAAAAUGAUAAAAAUCUUAAAUAAAUUCUCAAAAGAUUGCUGUAUGUAAUAAUUUUAAAA
This is a messenger RNA of Ceratitis capitata (Mediterranean fruit fly), 1021 nucleotides long. RefSeq lists its product as hypothetical. The record is from RefSeq and is a predicted model, not a curated record. The coding region runs from base 160 to 765 and encodes 201 amino acids. The transcript is spliced from 5 exons. NCBI's taxonomy places the organism in Eukaryota, Metazoa, Arthropoda, Insecta, Diptera, Tephritidae.